Molecule: messenger RNA, 471 nt
Organism: Schistocerca americana (American grasshopper)
Lineage: Eukaryota; Metazoa; Arthropoda; Insecta; Orthoptera; Acrididae
Exons: 5
Coding region: 1-471 (156 amino acids)
Source: RefSeq, a predicted model, not a curated record
AUGAUGUGCAUACACAGCAAAGUUCCUGUGCUGCUGUUCCCUGUGUACAGCUGGCUGACUGCUGCAUGUGUGCAGGUGCUGCUAUUCCCUGUGUACAGCUGGCUGAUUGAUGUGCUGCUGUUCCCAGAAGAGGGUUGGGCACGCAGCGCCUCCUCUUCCUACUGGACGCUGACACCCGCCUGGUGGAGUCGCAGCCGCUGCAAGGUCGUGGAGGUAGCAGGCACCAGGAGGUACAGCGCCCAGGCUAAGAUGGUGGACACUGGAUCAGGCAGCCUCUACAUCAUAGGCACUUUCAAGAGGGUCUCUCCCGAUCCAGAUUUUAAGCUGUACCUGACGUCGAGCGUGAGCCCGUCCGACUUCAACAUGGGCUACAGCAUGACAGGCACGCUGGAGCGCGGCUGCCGCUCCAGCAACACGUUCCAGACGACGCACUUCGCCGUCAUCCGGCGGCACGACUACGACAUGCCGUAG